ACAGUUAAUAUCUCCCCCGACGUGUAACGCCGUUAAAACGAUUCUUUUCCAGAGUAUCCGCUUCUCUGUUCCGCUUUUACAUCUCUCGUCGUCGUCAUCUCCACCGUCCGUUAUAGUUUAAUGACGACGAUUAAGAAGCAAGAAAUUGGAGGCAAAGAUGAACGCCUAAGAUCCGUUGAUCAAAGCAUCAUCAACGGCAUCAGAAACGUGGAAACUUCUAAACCUUUAAAGGCAAAUCCCACGGCGAGCCUCGAGCCCAAGGCGGAACCGUCGUUAGAGGCGGCGACUCCGUCGAUUUCAAUGUCUUUAGCUCCACCAUCGACGAUGGGACCGCCAUUGAAGAGAGCGUCAACUAAAGACCGUCACACCAAAGUUGAAGGAAGAGGGAGGAGAAUACGGAUGCCUGCCACGUGUGCGGCUAGGAUUUUUCAGUUGACUCGGGAGCUAGGACACAAAUCCGACGGCGAGACGAUUCGGUGGUUAUUGGAGAACGCCGAGCCGGCGAUUAUCGCGGCAACGGGUACGGGAACGGUUCCAGCCAUCGCUAUGUCGGUAAACGGAACCCUAAAAAUCCCAACCACCACGAACACUGAUUCCGAUUUGGGGGAGAAUCCGGCGAAGAAGAGACGCAAACGACCUUCUAACAGUGAGUAUAUAGACAUAAACGACGCAGUUUCGGUUUGUUCCGGUUUAGCUCCAAUUUCCACGGCAACAAUCCAGCCUCUGCAAGCUCCGGCAUCCACCGUGGCUCAACAAACUCUGCCGCAAGGGAUGAUCCCGAUGUGGGCGAUUCCUUCGAACGCAGUGAUUCCGGCGGUAGGAGCUUUCUUCUUCGUUCCACAGGUCGCUGGUCCGUCGAAUCAGCCGCAGAUGCUUGCUUUUCCAGCUGCCGCUUCGCCGUCGUCUUAUGUCGCCGCCGUUCAACAGGCUUCCUCGAUGGCUAGACCCCCACCUGUUCAUGUUGUUCCCAGCAACGGAGUGAUAACCGGUUCGAAGCCAUCGAAUACGACGUCGAUUAUGGCUCCGAGCUCGAGCUCCGACAUAAGAAUCGGAGGUUCGUCGUCAACGACGCAUAUGCUUAGAGACUUCUCGCUAGAGAUUUACGAUAAACAAGAGCUUCACCAGUUCAUGACCACCACGACACGGUCAUCGAACCACUGAACGGCGUGCGUAUCACCGGAGGAGGAAACGGUCACGUGGGCACGUGAGGAAGGGAGUAAAGACGCGCACGUGUUAAGUGGGCCUAGUUUUUAGGCAGAUGUGGGGUCCAUUUCGCUGGUGGGUCAACACGCACCCAAAAAAAACGAAAAAACAAAGAAAAGCAGAGAGAGGCUCUGGCGAGUGGGAGAAAGAGGGAGGGGCCACACAGUCCCCCCACCUUACGCAUAGCUUCCGAGGCGGCCAGGUUGGGUGUGGUCCCCAUUUCGGUAGGGUUACUGUGGUCCGUGCCUGUGGGACCCUAUUUAAGCAUAACUUCGAAACGUUUCGUUUUAUUUGGUGGGCCUCACCACUUUGUCUUCAGUUUUUGGACUUUGGUUUUUGGUUUGUAAAAGUAUACCAAAAUUUGCCACAAUAAGAUUUACUGAAGCCCUCUUAUAAUUAAAAAAA
Molecule: messenger RNA, 1608 nt
Organism: Eutrema salsugineum
Lineage: Eukaryota; Viridiplantae; Streptophyta; Magnoliopsida; Brassicales; Brassicaceae
Product: transcription factor TCP9
Exons: 1
Coding region: 121-1161 (346 amino acids)
Cellular component (GO): nucleus
Molecular function (GO): sequence-specific DNA binding; DNA-binding transcription factor activity
Source: RefSeq, a predicted model, not a curated record